AUGACCACCGCUCCUCCCACCAGCGGGCCCCGGAUUCCCCGCAUCCAACGUGGCCUCGUGGCCACCGGUCCAGGGAACUUAGCCCUGAAGCCCGUGCCUGUCAGCAAGCUCGAAGCCGACGAAGUCCUUGUCCGCACCGCAGCGGUGGCCCUCAACCCAUCCGACCACAAACUGCUCGACCAAUCCACCACUCCUGGUGCCAUUGCCGGCGCCGACUUCGCAGGCACGGUCGUCCGACUCGGGUCCCCAGACAGCCAUCUCCACAUCGGGGACCGGGUCCUGGGCUGCGCCUUCGGGUCCAACCCCGGAAACCCGGGCAACGGGGCGUUCUCGCAGUAUGUCGUCGCCGCAGCGAGACUCUGUGUGCGAUUGCCGCGCGAGAUGGAUUUCCCCACGGCGGCGUCCCUGCCCAUGGCUCUGUUCACCAGCGCCUUCAUCUUCCGCUCGUUGGGGCUCGACUUCGACUCUCCCGUUGGCAACGAACCCGGGCGGAAGAGUAGGUCGGCGGUGACUGACGCCGGAGAAGAGCCAUUCGUCCUCGUGCACGGCGGCGCAACCUCUACCGGCACCAUCGUCAUCCAACUCCUCAGUCUGGCAGGGUACACGCCCAUCGCGACGUGCUCGCCUGCCAGCGCGGAGCUCGUGCGCAGCCGUGGCGCCGUCGCAACCUUCGACUAUAAUGAUCCCACGGUCCGCGACCAAAUCCGACAGUAUACCCGUGACGGUCUGCGGCUCGCAGUCGACUGCAUCGGUAGUCCGGAGACAAUGGCGCUCUGCUACGGCGCGAUCGGUGACUAUGGGGGCCGGUACGCCGCGCUGGAGCAGUAUCCGCGUCGGCUCACGAUCCGGCGUCGUGAUGUCCAGCAUGAUUGGAUUCUGGGCUGGACGUUGCAGGGAAAGGAGGUUCUGUUGGGCGGCGCGUAUUAUCGGCCUGCCAGGCCUGACGAUCGGUUGAUGGGUGAGGCUUGGGCCGAGAAGAUGGAGGGGCUGUUGGCUACAGGCAGGCUGGUGCCUCAUCCGUUGGAUGUGCAGAGGACAGGGGGGCUAUCCGCGGUGAUUCCGAAGGUGGAUGUGUUGAGGAAAGGGAAGGUGAAGGGGUCCAAGUUGGUUUUUGUCGUGUAG
Aspergillus heteromorphus CBS 117.55 is the source of this 1122-nucleotide messenger RNA. Its product is annotated as zinc-binding alcohol dehydrogenase family protein. The record is from RefSeq and is a predicted model, not a curated record. Lineage: Eukaryota; Fungi; Ascomycota; Eurotiomycetes; Eurotiales; Aspergillaceae. Gene Ontology annotation, molecular function: oxidoreductase activity, acting on NAD(P)H. Bases 1 to 1122 code for a protein of 373 amino acids. The transcript has a single exon.